Messenger RNA from Dissoconium aciculare CBS 342.82, 1248 nucleotides. RefSeq names its product glycoside hydrolase family 18 protein. NCBI's taxonomy places the organism in Eukaryota, Fungi, Ascomycota, Dothideomycetes, Mycosphaerellales, Dissoconiaceae. The coding region runs from base 1 to 1248 and encodes 415 amino acids. Gene Ontology annotation, biological process: carbohydrate metabolic process. The transcript is spliced from 6 exons. The record is from RefSeq and is a predicted model, not a curated record. Gene Ontology annotation, molecular function: chitin binding.
AUGCACGUCUCGUACUAUAUCGCUAUUUUCGCAGCCGGCUCGGUGGCCUAUGCCAAUGUGAUCUCUAUACCUGAAGUCUUUAAACGCGAUGCCUCCCAGUGCGGACCAGGCAAUGCUGGCUCUGGGGGUCAGGUCUGCGGUAUGGGCAAUUGCUGUUCGUCUGCAGGCUAUUGCGGAACCACCUCUGCGCACUGCGGCAGCGGAUGUCAAUCAGCAUACGGCAACUGUGGACAGAUCUUCGUACCGAACUGUAACGGCUUGAGCGGGGCUGCGUAUAAGCGGACCGUCGGGUAUUGGCAAGCAGCGAGUGUACAGGGAGGAAGUGGGUGCUCGAGCACUCCGCCAACGAUCAACACGAAUGGAUUGACUCAUCUCAAUUACGCCUUCGUCAAGUUUGACGCCAACACUUUCACGGUCCAAGAGGACUCGCCGAGUUUGUACAAGCAGUUCACGGCUUUGAAUUCCACCGUGCAGACGUGGGUGUCUAUUGGUGGUGGCGGGUUUUCGACUUCAGCCUGGACCAGCAUGGCAUCUAGUAGCGAAUCGCGCCGCACGUUCAUCAACUCCUUGAAGUCGUUCAUGAUCAAAUAUGGGUUUCAAGGCGCGGAUAUCGACUGGGAAUUUCCUGGCCCGUCUGAUACCGCGAACCUCGUCGCUCUGAUCAAAGAGAUGCGCGCGGCAUUCGGUUACCAGCUCGGUAUCAGCUUCGCUCUGGCUCCUGACUAUGGAGAUAUGAGGUACACUGACGCUUACGGCAUGCGACCUUUUCUUGAUUGGUUCAAUUUGAUGGCAUAUGACAUGAACUACGGUUCCACCGUGCUCAAGGCUCACACCGACAUCCGAGAUAUUACGGCCCUGACCAGAAAUCUCUUCGCAAACAACAUUGACAUGUCGAAGGUCAAUCUCGGACUGGCGUACUACGGUCGGGGUUUUACACUUGGAAACAAGAACUGCAACACCUUGGAUAACAGCUGCGCCGGUACCGCCAAGAUCUCCGCAUAUGGAUGCUCGUCUGGCACUGACGGGGUGUUGACACUCGCGGACAUCAAGAGCCUGAUUCAGUCCCGUGGUUUGACUCCGACCUACAACUCCGACGCCAUGGUGCAGACGAUCACAUGGGACAACAAUUGGAUCGCUUACGAUGACGAGAAGACCCUCCCUUUGAAGCGCAAUUGGGCGACUCAGAACUGCUUUGGUGGCACUGCUAUUUGGUCAGUGGAUCUCUACAACAAAGGCCGAGCUUACUAG